Molecule: messenger RNA, 1125 nt
Organism: Penicillium mononematosum
Lineage: Eukaryota; Fungi; Ascomycota; Eurotiomycetes; Eurotiales; Aspergillaceae
Exons: 2
Coding region: 1-1125 (374 amino acids)
Source: RefSeq, a predicted model, not a curated record
AUGUCGACCGGACGCAAGGUCUUCCGCUGUGCCGUGGACGAGACGGCCCUGUCCACCAAUAUUAGCGAAAUCAAGAAAUGGACAACAAAUGGCGCUAUUGAUCUUGUGGUUCCUCUUUACACACUUGAACGACUCCAUGCGCUGAAGCGAGCAGGAUCGCAGGUCGCCAUCAACGCCCGCGAAGCUGUCCGCUUUCUUGAUCGGGUCACUUCCGGCAAAGAUCACAUCGCCGCCGACCGAGUUGUCCUCCAAGGUCCCAUGGAGCAAUACGAGCGCUGGGAGGAUGCCGAGAAAUUCUUCCUGCCGGAAUUCGAAGAGGAGCCCGAGGUAAUCGACGAGGCAGUUACCAAUGACGAGCCUGCGAUCCAACCCACCGCCGAUGACACUGUGAUCAAGAAUGAGUCGGACGAUCUGUCGCAGAUGCUUUUGUCCAAGCUGAACUUCAAGAAGGACCCGGAGGCUGUGUCGAUCACCUCCGUCGGCACCCCCAGUGGACCUGGAUCGCGCACGUCCUCUCGCAGCUCCCGUACCAGCCCUGAGUGUGCCCAACACGAGUCUAGCAAUGGAACAAAGAAUCAGAAGACCAAGAGCAAGUCUACCAGCCAUCAGCGCACCAUCUCCGGAUCCGUUAUCCCGACCGCGCCGCCCGCUCUGCGCCCAUUGCUGAGCGCCCUGCUCUGGCGGUUGCAUGCUGGCCCCGAUGCCGAGAAUUCUGCGAAGACCUGUAUUCUGAUCUCCAAUGACCGUGCGACCCAGGUGUGGGCUCAGAAAUUUGGUAUUGGUGUUAAGAACAUUCUGCAGCUACGUACCGCUAUCCAGUAUGAGGAGCGCGAGUACAAAAACCGCUGCAAAUACGUCGAGAAGACUCAGACGCAACCCGAGCCGAAGAGCUUAUUGUCCUACGAAGAAGAGAGCGACGAGGAUGAGCUAGUGUUCGUCCCUCGCGGCCGUGGAAAAGGAACUCCCCGAGGUGCUUCGCGUGGUGGUCAGCGCAAGGCUGCCCCCAAGGCCGCGCCACUCCUGCCGAGCCUACUGCUACCAUGGAAGUUCCUACGAAGCCCAUCGACCCGGAUUCUUUCAGUCGGUCUCUGGGCGGUGCAACCAAGGCGGCCACUGUGGACUUGA